CUCAGUCUGAACUGAGCUCUCGAACCAUUGACACUGCUAGUGAAAAGCUUGAAAAUAUUUUCACUGAGAAUUUUCAGUGAAUACUUUCCUUCCCAUAUUUUCUCAAUUAGGAACUUUUAGUGGAACUCAAAAAAGGUUUGUGUUUUGAGAAUACAGUAGUCAAAAUGAAACAAAUUUAUAGUGACGUGAUUAAAAUGAAAACUACUUCAGUUUUUGCACAAAUAGUGAUUAUGAUUAGUAUGCACUAGAUAUUGUAUCAUCUGCUUGAAAAGUCAAGUAUAAAUUGUGCUAUAUAGACAAUAAAGAGAGAGAGAGUCCUCAACGAGACAGGUGCAAAUUUCUUGUGUGGGCAUCAGACAUGAAUAGGCGGAUGAUCCGCAGGACUGGUUGGUGGAUCACAUGGAGGGGAGAAUACAUUGUGAGGGGGUGUGCUGCCCAGUGGGAACUCCUGUGAACAUCUGUCCAGCUGUUCACUCCCUGGAUACCGUUCGGGCCCUCCAUCAGACGGUUGUGUCCUUGCGAACAGCCCUAGACGACGCUAGGCGUGAAAUUGAUAAGCUCAAGAGGCAGAUCCACGUGCAAAGUGAUAUCGAACAGGGACGUUUAUUUCGCUCCAGUAACCCUACCAUAAAUAUUACCCAGGACUCUCCUCAUGAAACACCAACAAGGGCAGAGGACACAAGCCAAACCACGCCAAAGAAUGAUCAGGUUUUAAAAAGUGAAGCGAGGAAUACAGAAAGUACCUCGCAUCACGUAAAAAUUAUUAAAUCUGCAAAAGAAAAUGAAAAUAAAACACCAAGGGUCACCAUUGAUCCUGUUGUAAGUGUUACUACAGAACCCUCACAAGACGCUCACGAGGGAAGAAUUAGAGGGAUGGCCUCUAAAAUAGAUGUAAAAAUUAAAGUAUCUUCGAACAUUCAAGUGGACAGCAGCAGUAGUUCUGAACAGAAUACCCAUAGGAGUUCCCAAGAAGAUGAUGGAAAAGAUGAGAAAGUCCAGGAUAAGACAACUGAUGAGAAAGUUCCCGUAGAUGUAGGUGGUCAAGAAGAGCAAGAAGGUCAGGCACGGACGGAAACUUUCAAAACUGAUGGGAAAUCUCUAAAGAUACAUGUGACGUCUGAAGAGAACUUGACCCUUGUGAAGUCAGGAGAUGAAAUCAAUAUCACACAGAACUCCAAUGAAAAUCUUCACCUGGAUAUCGAUGAUAAUUCUGAAGAUGGGGAUAAUUCAGUGUUUACAGAAGGAGCCCUAACACCAGCGGAAGCUGCUGGUCCAAUUGAUGAAGUUGCAACAGGAGAGGGAGAAAAUCCCACUGGAAAAAAAAAGGAUCCUGAACAUAAAGAUCAAGAAGAAGUCGAUGACAUCGAGCUGAUAUUUUCUUCAGAUGACAACAAGGACCUCUUGCAGGAGGAUCUUGUGUCCAUAUCAGACUAUGAACCUUGGCAAGCACCAGGAUCUUCAGGAACUCCAGUACUUGUUAACUUCUCUUCUCUGCCGAGUGAAGAGCAACCUCCUGAUGAAGAAACUCCUAAUGUAACUGGACGUAGAGAGAUUAAAUCCUGCUCAAGUGUCAUAGAAAAGCACACGCGAUUCCAGCAUGAGAGUACGGAGGAUUCAGAUGUAGUUUCAGAAAAUAGAUACUCGAAUAGUUUUGACCAGGGAGUAAGUUUGGAUUUGAAGGAGUCCGAUGAUAUUCGUCGCGACGAGAGCUUCGACACUUUUGACAAUGUCCCACCGUUUAGUCGAAAAUGGACAAAUACUAAUGUUUUAAUCGAGACAGACAUCUCAAAGUGUGGCAUUUCUGAAGAAGGUAUCUUGGAUAAAGGACGCCGGAACACAUGCCCCAAUCCACCAGCCUACAAACCAAUGGCUCAUCGAGAAGCUCUCCUACACUCGAGAUAUACCAGAUGUCCUUUUGGGGUGAAAUUUUCCCGAUCUGCAGCUAGGAGUCAAUAUGGAAAUCAAUAUCGUACUACGAAACCACUUCUGAUGGACACCUCCAUGACUCAGGGUGGUCCUAAAAGAAGCAGCUCAGCUCAAACUGAUAUAUCUGCUCUUCCUGAACACUGGCAAUCAGAAAGUCACCUUGCCGGUGGUCUCUGUGAGGGACUCUACACCCUACCUUCGAGAUUUACCCCUCGGCCUGGAACAUCCGCCGGACGCUAUCCUCUGAGACCAUCAGAGAAAACGCAAGAAGCUCGAAGGGUUCUAUUAAGCGACAUCCACUUCACAAGUAUGGUACCUGAACUUUCACGCUCUGCUGAUCAUCUCUGCCAUGAAGGUGAGACGAAAGGUGAGAAUAAGGACAAUCCAAACCAUGGAGCUGCUGCAGACGUUGAAAAUCUGUCUCCGGGUUACCACAAGGGUCCUUUCUUACGCACUCCCGACUAUACCACAAGGGGGAUCACACCGAGUGCUAGUCUGAAUUCAAGAGAAGCAUCCCAGUGGACAGUGAAUGAGACAAGCUUUGGUACGCAAACACCCAUCACUGGGAUGUUUUGGGGUGCAGCCCGAGGGGAUUCUUUUGACUCCACAAGAAGUUAUUCCGGUUCUAAAUGCUUUGGUCCUAUUGGAAAACAUCAUCGCUCUCGGAGUGUGCCCUCAGUAAGAUGUGCUAUUUGUCGACAAACGAGGAUACCUCCAUCUUCUCACAUGCGCUUGUCAGAGAGCAUGCACUAUACACCUCGUGUGGCAAUCCAGGAAUCAUGUCGUGGUGUCCAAGGAUCCCUGCCUGAUCUUCGACAUGAGUGCUUAUGUCCUGCAAGACGCUAUCAUGCUCAUUCAUUUGCCAGAAGUCACGGUGACUCUAGUGGGUCAACUGAUAGUCUUCUUGAUGAAGCUGAAGACUUCCUCAAACGCUCAGUCGAUGGGAUAUUCCAUCAUGAACCAAUGCACUUGGUCCCCGAAACUAAAGCAGUUAAUCGAAGGUGUUCAGAGAAUGACAUUCCCAGAGAUUUUAUCCCACCGAAGCAGUCUCUUCCUUUUCUUCCGAGAACCCCAAAAUGUCUCAAACCCGGACAUUUAGCUAAAGUUAUCUUAAAGAAUGGUCGUGUAGCCAUAGGAAAAAUCCGGUAUAUUGGACCCGUGGCUUCCAUGGUGGAAUCCAGUGGUGAUAACGGAGAGGAAACUUUUGUAGGUCUUCAAUUAGCUACCACUUUUGGUGAUUGCGAUGGCACGAUUGAUGGAAAGAAAUUCUUUGAUUGUGAUCCACUUCAUGGAGUUUUUGUACCUUUUAAGAAGGUAAUUAUGGCGUGGUCAGCUUAAAUAUCCCCUCAUUGCCAAAAAACAACCCGGAGAGUGUUAAAUGAAAUUUUGUGGUUGAUCCUGUAAAACUAUUAUUCUCUAUUGCAUUGUGUUCUUCAUAUGAUUUGUGUGAUAUUUAGUUAUGAAAAGCAUAGAAAAAAAUUUUAGCAUCUUAAUGGCACAACUUUGUCUGUACAUUUCACAUAAAAUUGAAGAUUUAAAGCAAUAUCUUAUAGUUUUUUUCUGUAAAUUUAUAAUAAAAUUUAAUUUAUUUAACAUAUGACACAGCAUUAUUGCCAAUUGUAUACGUAAGAUUUUAAUUUUAUGUUUUAUUUGAACAAAGAGGACAGUUUUAUAUGAUUUGUGUGAUAUUUAGAAAUUAGUUUUUUAAUAAUUGAUUUUUAACAAGGAAUACCUAACUAAUACUAAACUGCAGUUGUAGGGAAUAAAAUUAAGCUUUAAGUGGCAUUUUGUGUCCCUGGAGAAAUGGAAUAACUAGAACAAACAAUCGCUAUACACAUGUAGUUUUAAAAACAAUAGAACAAGAUGUUAUACUAAAAAAUAUUCCAUAUAAAUGUAAAACUAGAAAAAAAUGAAACACGAACUUACGAAGGCUCACUGUCAUAAUCAAAUAGAAAAAGAAAAGAAUUCUGUAAUUGCUAUUACACGUUUUUUUACAAUAAUAAAAAUCUUUCUACUGACCUCAGUAAAAUCAUUUGCAAGCAAAGAAAAAAGUAAAAAAUGCAAAAUACUUCAAGAUUCUCAAUGAUCCUUAAAAAGACAAAUAUUAAAAUGUUAUUCAGAUAUAUUUUGUACAUUUUACAAAUUAUUUGCUUUUUUUCUUAAAUUCGUAACCACCAUCUGAGAUUUUAGCAAUGCUAUUUGCCAUCAUUGUAAGUCCUAAAAUUAAGGAAAUGCCAAAUUACAAUAUCUUGGGUUUGCAUUGUUUGCGUACAUUGAUAGAAUUCAUUCUAUCGAAUUUAACGCAUAUCAAAGUGAAUUUCUUCAAAUGCAAAUGCACAUUCUGCAAUUUGAACCUAAAUUCUAUCAACACAAAAAAAAUAAUGGGAACUGAUUGUAAAGUAAAAAUCAAUGUAAAGAAACAGAAUGUUAAAUAUCUUAUCAAAUAUGAAAACAUAAUAAAUGUGUAUAUAUAAUUAAAUGUUUUAGAGAGAAAUGGUUCAUGUGAGAGAGAAAUAUCAUUGAGUGUAAAAAUGAAGGAAAAAGUAGAAUUGGGUGUAAAAACAAGAUGAAAUAAAAAUAAUAUAAAGCUCAA
Molecule: messenger RNA, 4519 nt
Organism: Phlebotomus papatasi
Lineage: Eukaryota; Metazoa; Arthropoda; Insecta; Diptera; Psychodidae
Exons: 10
Coding region: 400-3264 (954 amino acids)
Source: RefSeq, a predicted model, not a curated record